AAGUAUAGAAAGUAAAAUGGCCGCUUGACCAUUGAUAGCGGCUUGCUGUCAAAAUAGUGGAAUCAUUUUAGACGACGCGUCGUAUACUUUAACUUGUAUUAACACAACCUGGAUGCAUGUUAUUAAUUUGCAGACCGAAUGAAUUACAUAGUUUAUAUCUGUAUUAACUCGAAUAUUACCUUGCGGAGGUCAUUUACACCUUCGCAACAGGCUUCGUGUCGUGCCCAUUGAAUUCCAUUCGACACUGUUUACUUGUGAAAAUGAGUGAAGAGGGCAGUGAGGACUCACCACCAAGGCCUAAGCGCAAGAUCAAAAAAGUGAUGGUGCUUUCAUCUGACUCUAGUUCGGAUAGCGAUGAAAGCGUCGCGGGAGCGGGAUCACGUAGGAAGAGAUUGAGGGUGACUGUCGCGGAUGUGCUGAGUGAUGAAGGUAGCGACAGCAGUGGUAGUUCGGUGGUGUGCGCAGGAGCUCGUCGAAAACGCACACUGCCUAAGCUGCGGGAUUCUGAGGGUGACAGCGACACGUCAGGCUGGGCCACGGAUCAUUCAGACGCACCCAAACCGACGACUGCAGUGAAACCUACUUCUGGCUUUGCAUCAGAUAGUUCUGAAGGCAAUUCUGACAAAUGCUCAAUUUGCCUAAUGCGUUUUACCCACCAAGAAGUAGGAACACCACAAAACUGCGAACAUAUAUUCUGUCUAGACUGUAUCACAGAGUGGUCAAGGAAUGUCAACACUUGUCCUGUGGAUAGAAUGAGUUUUGAUUUUAUAGUAGUGAGAGCCUGUGCUGGUGGUCGUGUGCUACGUACUGAGCCAGUGAAGGUGGUUGAGCGCAGGCCUUCUGUUGAUCUACUUGUCGUUGAAGAUCCCACUAGCUGCGAGAUAUGUGGCCGCACAGACAAUGAGGAGACCAUGCUCCUGUGUGACGGCUGUGACCUUGGGUUUCACAUGCAGUGUCUCACUCCACCACUGUCUGAGGUGCCUGCAGAGCAGUGGAUGUGUGCCAAUUGUGAGAAUAUGUUAACGGAUGUGAACCACAUAUUCAAUAGUGUCGCAAAUAAUGUGCCUCUACCACCACAUCUAGCUGCACUUGACAGCCAAGAAAGUAUUAGAUCAUUCAAUAGUGUUAGAUCAUCUUUUAGUCACAGAGGUGCAGACGAACCUUCCACAUCUGGGUCCAGUGGUGGUCAAUUGAAUUUUGAUGACAUACCAACUACAUCUAGAGGCACAUCUUCUCGAUCAGCCAAUAGUACUACCUCAAGAACAUCUACAGCUAGACACAAAACUACGGCUCAUACAAAUCGUAGAAGACCAAAGAAAAGACGAACUAAAACUGUCAUUAUUGAGUAUGAAGUUCAAGAAAAUGGGAAAUUUCCAGUAACUAAACGUGUUAAAAGGAAACUGAAGAAACGAAAGUCAAAGAGACGUCAGCCGCGCACGGCGGCCCGACGGUCGCACGUCCGCGCCAGCGUGCGCGCCAAGCUGGCCAGCGUGGGCGCCGCGCGGCCCGGCGCGGGGCCGGCGCGGGCCGCGCUCGGCGCCGGCGACCUCCAGCUGGCCACGCGGCGCCAGCGUGCCGGGAUCCCUGCGCUAAGUCUGUUUGGCAAUCCUCACGAAAUAGAAUAUUUCUCCGAGGAGGACGAAGGCGUCUCCGAAAGCGCCAGCACGGCGGUGGCGGCCCGACCUACAUCCAACAUUCUUAGUGCAUACAGACAGGCUCGAAGAAAGAUGAUCUCCAUUCCGUCUCCUCCUCACGCAUCAUCGGCGCCUGACGUUCUUUCUUCUAUCCUCGAAAGUCAAACUUUGCUUCAUUCAAAAAAAUCUGUGGUAUCAAUUUCUGUAGAUGGGAGUGUAAAUAUAAAACUAGAAACCCGCGAAAAGUUACCUAAAAAAAUGACAGAUGAACCGAAAGAAAAAAAUAAGAUUGAUAUCACCCGAGGAGAGGAUGCUGCAAAGAAAGUACCUUCGUAUCCUGGACAAUCCCGCGGAGGCCGAGGCUGGGGCGGCGGAUACACCGGGAACUAUCACCGCGAGCAAGGCUCUAGCAAUCUGAACAACAGAGGUGGCAACUACGACAAUAAUUAUAACUCUGGAGGUUACCAGAAUCGGCAGGGGAACGCGUUCAGCCAAAACAACAACGGACGGCGUGACGACCAGGACGCCUACAACAACUACUCCAGACGAGUGCAUCAGUACCCACAGGGCGAUGAAUUGCAGCAUGAUCGGAACAGGAGACAACCACCUGAACAAAACAGAGGCCAGAACAACCAGCAGCGCCAUAAUGAUCAAAAUCGAUACAGCUUGGCACCGUCGUGGCAACCCUAUGUGCCACCGCCCGUCGGGCCUAGGAACGAUCCUCCUUCUAUUCAACAUAGGCACUCAUUCGGUGGUUUUGAAAAUCCCCUCGAUAUGAGAACGGGACCAAUAAGGCGACAAAACUCGGCAAAUAAUAACUCUGCAACACUCAACGAAUCACAAAGCAUGCAGCAUCCGGCCACUAAGCCACAAGCACAGCCGUACCGUCCCCUACCAGAGCCCCCGGUGUUUAACUUCAAUAAAACUCCUGACAUCGAUAAAUCUGAGGAUGAAAAGAGUGAUUCUAGUUUAGUCAUAGAUACUGAAAAGUACGAUCCGACGGAACCGACGAACGAUGAUGACAGUGGGGAUGACGACACUGCCACCGCGGCGGCUGUCGAGCCACCGCCCAGCGCUGCGCCCCCAGCUCCUUCGCCCCCCUCUGUGGGCGCCGGGCCGGUGGGCUCUGGGCCCGCGGGCGCCGGGGCGCUGGGCGUGCCGCACGGGCUGCUGGACAGCGCGGUGCGGCAGGUGCUGCACGAGCACCGCUCGCUGCUGGCGCCCGCCGCGCCCGCGCCGCCCAGCGACGACGACGACGAGGGCGACUGCCCCAACUUCUCCAUCUACUCGGCCACCAGCGUGCACAUCGCCAACAACUCGGCCGAGCUGCCCAGCGAGCCGCCGCCGCCGCCCUCGCUGCACGACGGCCUGGAGGACCUGGUGCAGGAGGACGACGAGGCGCCCGACCCCGCCGAGCCCGAGCCCCGGCCCCAGCUCGAGCUCUCCCACCACUCCACUCGUACCGAGACUGUGACGACGCGCUACACUACCGAUUCUAUUUCUAAAAAAAAAUCAGAAGAAGAAUUAAAAGAGAAAGUGUCGAAGCGUUGUCCGAUCACAACAAAUCCGCGCAAUCCCAUAAAAAUAAAGCUCAAUACGCCGUCGUUGAUUAAACGACAAGUCAGUCUUUAUGAUGAGGACUUGGAAGAUGAAGAAGAGGUGAACGAGGACAACGACGUCGCGGCGACCACGGAGCCCGAUGUGGAAGCGCGAGACAAGCGCGCCAGUAGCGACCGCGACUCCCCACUCUGUGACGAGCAACUGUCCUCCGAGCCCGCUCUCGAUUCCCAGUUGACCACUCCAGCCGAAAUCAUCAACCACAAGGAUUCGGAUGCAACACAACCAGAGAGUCAAAAGAGUUUUGCUGAAACAGAGGAGCAUGCGGCCACUGAGUUGGAGGCAGAGGUCGCAGACGAGGCGGGGGAGCCGGCGCCGGGCGAGCUGGACGAGGACAGCUCCCCGGACCUGUCCGCCUCCGACACCGAGCUGCCGCUGCUCGACCGCUCGCCCAGGAAGGGCUCUGUCGACAGAACGGAUGAACUUAUUGAGAAAAUGACUGAAUCUAUUAGUGAAACAGAAGACGAGCGCAGUUACACGCCGUGCCUCGACGAGAACAAGUCGAAAGACACAUCUUUAGAGACAGAGAAAGAAAAAGGCAUAGAAGGACUGGACACCGAGAUGAUAUCUGAGGAUGAAGGCAACGGCUUGUUUUCGGAUAACGAGCGCGCGCCGUCCGAGCAGUCGCGCGGCUCUCCAGCCAAGCUACCCACCAACGAAAACGAGGAGGGAGAGAUCGUCGACAAAAAGAAGGAGGCGCGCGUCGACGACGGCAAAAAGAAGAAGAAGAAAGAAUCCAAGAAGGAGAGUAAAGAAAAGAGUAAAACUAAGAGCAAAAAGGCAGAGGUCGCCUUUAAGAAACUUAGCAAGAGCGGCAAGGAGAGGAACUAUAGAGAUAAAGACAAAAAACGAGAACGGCGGGAGUCCAGCGACGGAGAGCGCGAGCGAGCCAAGCAGCGCCGCAAGGAGCGCAGGAAGGAUCUCGAGCGGUACGACGUGCGCACCGUCGUGUCCGACAAGCGGCGCCGGCCCAAGGACGCCUUCGGCCGCGACGUGUCCCCCCGCGCCCGCUCCCCCAGCCCCCCGCGCCCGGCUCGCGCCUCCCGUUCCCCGCGUCCGCUCCGCGGCUCGCGCUCCCCCCGCCUACCCCGCGCCUCGCGCUCCCCUCGUCUAGCACGCGCGUCCCGCUCCCCCCGUGUACCGCGUGCGUCCCGUUCCCCCCGCCUGCCUCGCGCUUCUCGCUCUCCCCGCGCGGCUCGUGCGUCCCGUUCGCCGCGGCCAGGCCGCCUGUCUCGUUCGCCCCGCGCAGGCCGCCUGUCUCGCUCGCCCCGUGCAGGCCGCCUGUCCCGCUCGCCUCGUGCAGGUCGCUUGUCCCGUUCGCCCCGUGCAGGCCGCCUGUCCCGCUCGCCCCGACUGUCCCGCUCCCCGCGCGUGUCCCGCUCUCCCCCGCGCCUGACUCCAGUGCGGCGCGGCCGCAUGUCUGCGUCCCCGCGCUCCUCUCCCCGCGCCUCGUCCCCCGCGCGCGCCCCGCGCCGCCGCCGCCGCUCCACCGAGCGAGAGAAGCGAGUGGAGUCUCGGAAGCGACGCUCCACUGAACGUACGCGAAAACGACGUCGUUCGGGCUCCGGUUCUAAAAGUCCACGGUCCAAACCUACAAAACGAAAAAAACGCAUCCGCUCCGAACGUUCGGUCUCUCGACGUCGCUCUCCACGGAGACGCAGUCCGCGUCGCCGUCGCGCCCGCCGGCGCAGCGCCAGUCGCUCGCCGGAGCCGUCCCCAGCAGGCUCGGGGGGCGUAGCCCCGGCCGCAGGCUCCGGGGGCGCAGGCUCCAUAGACUCGCAGCUACUGUCCCCGCGCACGCCGCCGCCGGAGCCCGAGCCGGUGCGGGCGCGCCGCCGCCGCGACCCCGCGCGUCACCGACGCACCAGAGACGCGCCCGGCCCCUCCAAGGAAGUGUUCACAUCGGGAGACAACAUUCUCGUCAGCGUCAGCUUCAAGGAGCAGGAGCGCGCGGAGGACGACGAGCGUCGGUCGCGUAGACGAUCACGGAGGCGACGCAGACGACGGGCCGCGGCCCCCGACAGCGACGCGGCGGCGCCCCGGCCCGUGGCCAUCAUAGACCUGGAGCGCUCGCCCUUCCGCGAGCUCACUCCGUCGCCGCGCAACGUCAUCGUACUCAGCGACAGCGAGCCCGGGGAGAAGGAGGCGGAGCGGGCGCCGGGGGCCGGGCCGCCCGCGCCCGUGGAGGCCGUGGGGCCCAAGACGCCGCCGUCCCCGGGCCGCAGCGCGCCCGAGCCGGCGCCGGAGGCGGGCGAGGCGGAGGAGGCGCGCGGCCCCAACACGCCGCCGGAGCCGCCGGAGUCGCCUGACGCGUACGACCCGUACGAGCCGACGCGGUCGGCCUCCGGCUCGCCCCGCUCGGCGCCGGCCGCCAGCCCGGCGCGGACCUGUAUGACGCUGGAGACGGCGCAGAAGACCAACAUGUCGGCCGAUGAUGUCAUCGACCGUCGCCCUCUCUCUCCAAUAGAAAAGGUGAUGGCGUUACUACAGUCCACGCGCGACGUGUCCCCGGAGCCCCCGCCCAGCGAGACGGCCGCGGCCCCCGCGCCCGCGCCCGCCGACGGCGCCCCGGCCGCGGCCGCCGCCACGCCCGGGGCGCUGGGGGCGCCAGCCACACCUGCGCCGGCGCCCCCGGUCCAGGCGCCGCCCGUGCGCAUCGUGCUACCUUCACCGACGCGCUCACAGCCGCCUAAAUUGUUCCUGGCCAAGCCCUCCCCGAUCAAGUCGGACCCUAUCAAGCCCAUGCAAGCCACUAAGAUCCAGCGGCCGGCGGCGCUGGGCCCGAGCACGGCGGCCGUGGCGGCGCGGCGCCGGGACGGCCCGGACUCGGACGGCGACGCGGACUCGCCCUACUCGCCCGGCUCCAGCGACUUCGGAGACCUAUUCGAGCCCCCGGCGGGGGCGCGCGGCGCCUUCGACACGCUCUUGGAGCGCCCGCGCCGCAAGCGGCCGCAAGGCGCCGCCAAGGUGCCCGUCAAACUCAGCCGGAAGAAAGGUAAAACACAAGUGGGAGUCAAGAUCGACGAGGACAACCUGAAGAUUCUCGACGACCUCCCCAGCUCGGCCGUCGAGAUGCAAGUGAAGAGCAAAGUGAGCAAUCACGCUGUAUAUUUCCUGAAGAAGCUGAACCGCCAGGAGCGCGUGGUGGAGGAAGUGAAGCUGGUGCUGAAGCCGCACUACAACAAGAAGCACGUCACCAAGGACGAGUACAAGGACAUCCUGCGCCGCGCCGUGCCCAAGAUCUGUCACAACAAGACGGGAGAAAUCAAUCCAGCUAAAAUUCAGGCACUCGUAGAGGCGUAUGUGAAAAAGUUCAGAAAAAAACAUAAACUGGGACUAGUGUAGUGACGCCAGUGGUGACUAGUGGCGACUAUUGGCUCCUGGUGGUGUCUGGUGGCUCCCGGCGGUGACUGGCGGCCGCUGGCGGCGACUGGUGGCCACUAGUGGUGGCUGGUGGUAGUUGUAUACAUAGUGUAGCAUAGAGAGAGAGGCGCGCAGGCCUGCCUGGCGCUUCUAUCAGAAUAAUAUUGUAAUUAUAAUUUAUGUAAUGACGAUCUAUUUUACUUAAACUUUUAUUUAAAUAAAUAGUAUUUAAUUAUGAAAGUAA
This is a messenger RNA of Spodoptera frugiperda (fall armyworm), 6858 nucleotides long. RefSeq names its product PHD and RING finger domain-containing protein 1. The transcript has 10 exons. The record is from RefSeq and is a predicted model, not a curated record. The coding region runs from base 261 to 6596 and encodes 2111 amino acids. NCBI's taxonomy places the organism in Eukaryota, Metazoa, Arthropoda, Insecta, Lepidoptera, Noctuidae.